AUGACAGUUUCGCCGGUGCUCCAUUCCGGUGAACUCUUCAAGUCUGCUUCUUGCACAUCUCCAUUCAUCUUCAUUGUUCACUCUUCCACCGCAUCUCCAAGCUUUGGCCAUUUGAAGCCUUCUGUCCUACUCCUCGCCGGCGAAGGGACAUCGGGAUCUUGGAUUCCCGUUAUCAUCAAUUUGCAUAUCUUGUUCCGGCGUUGUAUAAUCUUGGACUUAGUCCAUGUUCGGUCCAUAGCCAGCUUUGUUUUGCUCGGCCACGACCUGCUCCGGUAUGGCGACUCUGACGGCCAGUCUUGGUCCACCGGCAACUACUCACGCAGCUUCCCAAAUCGUAUCUCCAUCGACCAUCUAAGGCGGCCUAUUGCUCUUAAUUAUUUAGCUUUGCCCACAAAGUGUCCACAACCUCCGUCGUUGGAUACAUUAGGCGUGUGUUUUUAUGAACCUUCCUCUAUCUUAACAGAGAGAAUUUCCUCUCUAUGA
This is a messenger RNA of Microthlaspi erraticum, 483 nucleotides long. Lineage: Eukaryota; Viridiplantae; Streptophyta; Magnoliopsida; Brassicales; Brassicaceae. The record is from the annotation of a GenBank genome assembly.